UAACGCACAUUUCCUCCUGCCGACAAGCAUUCCCAGGAAAACAUCCUGGAUGCGCUGAGCGGCGUAUUAGUGGAAUACAACGAAUCGGACAGAACUCGGACACCGCGCUGAAACAGAUUAGAACCAAAUACAAGCAAAAUACUGAAGAUUUCUGAUGGCUGAAUGUAGGAUUUUUGUCUGAGAAAAUGCUGUCUGUGAUUUUUCAACAUCAUCCGUCUUCCAGCUGUAAUUCACAUUUCGAGUUAUAGAGCGCAGACCUUCGCCAUACUAACUUUUGAUUAUACAGGACAUUAGGGAAAGUGUUGAAUUUAAAACAUUAUGUCGCCGUAUUGUUUUACAUUGGCUCUUAUUGCUAUUGCGCAGCAGGUCGGCGGAGAACCGCGUCCAUCCUCAGCAACGCAGCUGAAUUCAACAUUAUCGCCUCCAGAGGAAUAUUCAUUACAUAAUGCUACAGACGCAAAUGUUGGAUCUCGCAUUUCUAGCAUUUUAAGGGAUCUUCCUACCAUCAAAGCAAUUUCGAUUUCCAUCUGUGUAAUAACAGUCUUGCUUAUCACGUGCCUCGUCAUAAAAAUAUACAGAUCUGGUAAGAAAGUCAGAAAAACUCGGAAAUAUGACAUAAUCACGACCCCCGCCGAGCGCGUGGAAAUGGCACCUUUAAAUGAAGAAAAUGACGACGAUGACGACUCAACACUGUUCGACGUCAAAUACAGGUGAAUUAGGCUACAUUGUGCAUCCAGAGUCAUCGCUGAAGAUCCCUUUUAGGAUACCCCUGCAUGAGCACAUAAGUAGCCUACAAGGAUCGUGUUCCCUGCAUCUUUGAUUUUAUAUUUUCCCAGCAGCCCACAACAUAACCUCCAAUGGAAUCAUCUGACAAAUUAUAUCCAACAUUUAUUGGUGUAUUAAUCUGUCCUAUCAGACAUGUCAACAUGAAAUCUGAUUUUUUUUCCUUGUUCCUUUGCGAUAAUCCAUUCCCUAAAUGCUCAAAUUACAGUCUUUAUUUCCAUUGUUUUGUAAAAAGGAUUAUUCAAAAUGUCAGGCAGCUUAUACACAUUAUGUAUGUUUUAUCAAAGCUGAAAUUCAAGGUUGAUUUUAUGUGUUUUUGACAAGAUUUAGAUGUGCUUAAAUCAACUGGAAAGUUUUACAAAGACUAGAUCAUAGGACCCAUACAUGAUCGAGGUGUUUGUCUCAUGGAUAGGAUCUGAUUAUAGACAAUGUUAAAUGUGUGUUCCAAUACUGAAAAAUGGUCUUUAUUCUAUUAUGUGUAUAUAUUGUAUGCAAAUUAUUCAUCCGAAAUUGUUUAUUUUUAGAAAACAAAUCUUAUUUUGAUUUAAUAAGAGUUAUGUAUUACAAACCUCUAUAUUUUGAGAAUAUGUAUCUACUACCACUAAUUGUGCAACACUGUAAGAGUUGAAUGUAUGUUUGAGAGAAGUGGGGUUGGAAGAUUAUUGUUGCCAUAUUGCUGCUCUCUGAGGUUGGAUAUGCACACCCCUGUUUUUUAAGAUGAACUAUUUAACAGUGGAAAACUGCUGCACCACAUGACAUGAAGGGUUAAAACAUGUAUUAUGUUGUUAUCAUGUGAAAUGCACCAGAUUUAGAAUUGUAUUGUGCUUGGAACAGCACUUUUAAAACGUCUUAAAAGUGACAUCAUAAUAUUGAUGUAUAGGUUUAUAUAUAUGACCAUAUACAAGUUGCUCCUAUAUAAAUGAGUUAUGUCUUAGAUCUUAGGGCCAAAAAGAAUAUUUAAUGAAUUCCCAUUUGUUUAUGUAGAUAUUCUUGACUGAGUAGAACCUAUACUGGAUUAAGAAUUGAAUAUGUUUAACACGGUUGGUGAAUAUAUUUCUCGCAAGUAUAAAAUGAUACAAUGUAAUUUUACACUGUUCCAAUUUGAAGGAGGUAUUGAAAAUAAGCUUGACAAGUUUAAAGGCUUAUGAUUUUUGUAGUGGCUGUAAAGCAGCACUCUAAAGAAGUUGUUUGUUGGACGGUUGCAAUAAUAGAAAAUUUUAAUUAAUUUAUAUUGCAUAAACCUUCUUGUGUUUGACAUGUUUGCUAUACACUGGACAAUUUUCUUUCUAAAGACAUAUGUAUCUUUGUAUGAGCUAAUUGUAAACCUUUAAGUGCUUUAAACCUUUAAAUGUUAUGUACUUUUUCAAGAUUUAUGAUUAGCACAAAAUAAAUGCAUUAAUAAAUACAAAUUUAGCAGAA
Molecule: messenger RNA, 2202 nt
Organism: Triplophysa dalaica
Lineage: Eukaryota; Metazoa; Chordata; Actinopteri; Cypriniformes; Nemacheilidae
Gene: fam174b
Product: family with sequence similarity 174 member B
Exons: 3
Coding region: 319-714 (131 amino acids)
Source: RefSeq, a predicted model, not a curated record